This is a messenger RNA of Trypanosoma theileri, 909 nucleotides long. RefSeq lists its product as uncharacterized. Bases 1 to 909 code for a protein of 302 amino acids. The record is from RefSeq and is a predicted model, not a curated record. NCBI's taxonomy places the organism in Eukaryota, Euglenozoa, Kinetoplastea, Trypanosomatida, Trypanosomatidae. The transcript has a single exon.
AUGGCAGCUGCAGAGGAUCAAGCUGAACCUGAGAGUGUUUUCACUUGCCGAGACGGUGAUGAUAGUUGUGCUGCUCGUCUUCCUCCACCACCUCAACCUGUUUCCGCUGGUGUUGAAGCUUGUCCUCAAGGCCAGACUGGUACUCCGUGUAUUCGUAGUGGAAGUGAACCUAAAGAUGCCCGUAAGGAUUGUGUGGAACCUCCAUCUGGGGCGGAGAAUUGCCCUUCCAAUGUUGAUGAAACUCGAGGGAAUUGCGCUUCUGCUGAGACUAGUUGUAAAAACAGAGCACAAGACACGGCUCAUGCUAACUCAAAUGAAAAUAGUGGAAUUAUUGGUAGCGAACGUCAAGGUCACAAUGGUGAAAGUCGUCCUGUAACUGUCCAGGGUUCACAUACUGAUGCAGGACAAGAGGGUCGUGCUAACGUAACUGUUGCUGUUGAUACUCCUGGUGAACCAGAAACUCGGGAAACUCAAAGUGUAAACGGUUCACAAGAUGCUGCUUCUUCUCCCGCUGCGGUUACUGGCGGUUCUCCUGCCGCUGACGGUCAAACUGAAAGAAAUGUGUUCAGUUCAACCGAAGAAGGUGGAGCUAAACAGGGAAGUGAAACAGCACAACCUUCUUCUUCUUCCAACAAUUCAGACACAGGGAGUUCCGGUGUUGCUGAUGCUACGGCGACUGAGAAUAAUACUCCAUCUACAGAGAGUGAAUCAUUAAACAAACAAGAAGGAGAUAAUGCGACUGCAGUACCUGAUACAAACACCACCACAACAACAACAACAACACUUCCUCCUCAACUCACAAACAACAAGAAGGGUGAUGCAGACAGCAGCAGCAGUAUCAGCAGUUCUGUGUGGGUGCGUGUACCACUACUGAUUGUGGUUACACUGGCCUGUAUUCUUGUGUGCUGA